Messenger RNA from Sitodiplosis mosellana (orange wheat blossom midge), 1176 nucleotides. RefSeq lists its product as uncharacterized. The transcript has 4 exons. Bases 166 to 711 code for a protein of 181 amino acids. Lineage: Eukaryota; Metazoa; Arthropoda; Insecta; Diptera; Cecidomyiidae. The record is from RefSeq and is a predicted model, not a curated record.
CAACAAACAUCCAACGAUUAUCAGUUGCAUAUUUUUCUGGAAUAUAUUUUUUCUGUCCAUACAACAAUAGCGAAUCAACAAAAUUUUUACAGUAUAUUUUAGGUGGACCAUUUGAAGCGGUUGAAUUUUUUUUCGGAAUAACUUCAUCUCCAAUAAAUAAAUAAAAUGGAAAUUCCGAUAGUCCACUAUAAUCAAGAAGAUAAUGUUUGGUUUCGUACUGAUAACAUCGAUACAAUUAUCCGAUGGUCCGUCUUAGCUCUGCCUUUGAUCAUUGUGGUCCUUAUUAUUAUGAUGGUGCUCAUGUGUUAUAAUCAAUGCAGUACUCAAACCAAAACUGUGGUUGGAAUCGAUCCGCGUCAUUUGAAUAUGAACAAUUCUGCAUGGCUGCCAAGCCCACAAUUAGCCUCCGCGAACACCAAAUCUUUGAAAUUUGACGAUACAAUUACGAAAGCAACUAAUCUUAUGCGAAGCCAAAGCAUUCCAGUUAAAAACGUUACGGGGAUGUUCCAUCAGAAUGUCUAUGGAGACAUGAGUCGCAAAAGCAUUAGUUCAUGUUACAGUUUAGAGGGAGAGCUGCCAGAGAGCCCAAUUCAACAAUUUGGAUACGACCCAAUGAAUCCAUUUCAACCAAACAAGACGUUGAAGAAGCAAUACAGCCGAUUAAAUGAGUUGGUGCACAUGACGAAAAACCCAAAAGAUCUGGAAUGUUAAAUUAAAUCACUGUAUCAUGGAGCCUGGAAAUCAUUGCACAUUUCAUUUGUAUACAAUAUUCGAGCGAAACAUUGCCCCCAAUAUGCAUGAUUUUUUAAAAUUUCAUUGAAAACUCAUGUGAACUACACUUAUUUUUGAUAAAAAUUCGAAAAAUUAAAAUUUAAUUUCUUUGAACAAUUUUACAUGGAAACAAUAUACUUUAUUAAAAAUUCGAGUCACCGCUAUUUACUAUCGGCACAAUAGCUUUUUGACAUUCAAUAAAAAAAAUGAUUUGUGAAAAAUGCGAGGGGCAAAACACUCUCAAAUCACUCACAAAUUACUCUUUCAUACUACUUCUAAAUUACGUUCUAUCACCUAGCCUAUUUAGUAGGUAAAUUACAAAUUUUACCAAAAGUCAUUCAUGUAUGACGACAAUGACAUUAAACUAACAUAUUUUUUCAAUGUACCAAUAUAUUACGAUGUGAC